Messenger RNA from Bombyx mandarina (wild silkworm), 8359 nucleotides. It is a transcript of the gene p120ctn, whose product is annotated as adherens junction protein p120. Gene Ontology annotation, molecular function: protein binding. The record is from RefSeq and is a predicted model, not a curated record. NCBI's taxonomy places the organism in Eukaryota, Metazoa, Arthropoda, Insecta, Lepidoptera, Bombycidae. Gene Ontology annotation, biological process: cell-cell adhesion. Gene Ontology annotation, cellular component: adherens junction; cytoplasm; nucleus.
AGGAGGGACGAUUUCGCUUCGUUGUCGCCCAAUAUUUAAUUUUGUGGUGAUUUGUGUAAAAAAUUUAUAGUUGAACUAAAAUUUGUGAAGUUAUCUGGUGCAUCUAUGUAUGAAAGUUACUUUAUCCGGUUACCUUUUGCUCGUUUACCGUGAAAUAUAACAUACCGACCGCUCCCUAGGCGUAGAUUUGUACGUCAGUCGCGUAUUAUUUUCCAUGCCUGUUUGUACUGUCUACUAGCAUUAGUAGGGGCCGUGAUGGUAAAAGCUAUUGGAAAGUGUACCCAUUAAUGAAACUUCGCGAAAAUCGUAUCCCACGUUCCGUUUUAUGUGAUUCUCGUGUUUAGUAGUUUAGAAGAUUGUGGCCAUUACGGUGUCGCCUUGUCAGCGUUACUGUGCUAUCGGGUUUGAAGCAUAAAAUGCCCUUAUCGUUCAGUACACCAGCCGACUUUUAGACGGGCCGGUUGCCUAGUCAUGAUAAUCAUACCACAUCAGAAAUGGAAGGCGUGAAGAAAAUACAUUCGGGUACACUGUAUCGGAACGGUCCCGUGGAGGGUGCGUACGGUUCGCAACACAGUCCCGUGUCGCGAUCGGACGCCUCCACAGAGGACGCAGAGCUGUCAGCGGCGUUAGCGCAUCAACACCAUCUAGCUAUGCAGGCUGGUGACUAUCCCCCGAUGAGCAGCGGCGUCGAUCCUGACUACGGGCAGUACGUGUCGUCGCCGGCAGCUCACUACAACCACAUGGGGCAUUUGACUAUGGCGCCCUCGCAGAAAUAUCCGCAUGUAAUGGAUUCGGUGUCGGUGAGCGGGGGCGGGAGCUAUGCGGGAGUGGGGGGCGCAGGGGGCGCGGGCCACUAUGGCACGUACGGACACUACGGCGCGGCCGCCUACCCACAGCCCGCCUACAUGGUCGAUCCGGCCCAAGUACCGCCUUAUAUGGCACAGGAGUACGUCGAGGGAGGAGGUAGUGCGUCACCCAGGAGUGCUUCACCUGGUGCAUUGCCGCAGCACAAUCUACAUCUGCAACAGAGGUACGACUCGGCGUCUCUGGAGCAGUUGGGGCGUCAUUACUGCGUGACGUCACCGCGGGGCGAGUACGCAACGGACGCGUACGGCUAUCAACACUACCCCGCCGCGUACGACCCGCCGCAUCAACCGCCGCCCUUCAAGGACUCACAAAACGGACUAAGCAUGGGUAGCGCUGGAGGACAAUCAAUGUAUGGAGACGAGGAGGAAUUGCAGAAACAAAUGGCUAGCAUGGCUUUAGUACACGGAGGUCGUGAAGACGGAGGCGGGCUGCAGUGGCGCGAUCCGAAUUUACCGGAGGUGAUCGGCUUCCUGAACUCUCCGUCGGAUGUCGUCAAAGCUAACGCCGCAGCCUAUCUACAGCACCUGACCUAUAUGGACGACCCUAACAAACAGAAGACCAGAAGUUUAGGCGGUAUCCCGCCCCUUGUGCGGCUGGUGUCGCACGAGAACCCGGAGGUGUGUCGCAACGCGUGCGGCGCGCUCCGCAACCUGUCGUACGGGCGCCAGAACGACGAGAACAAGCGCGCCAUCUGCGACGCCAACGGCAUCCCCGCGCUCAUGGCGCUCUUGUGUCGAGCCACCGACAUGGAGGUUAAGGAAUUAGUUACCGGUGUUAUAUGGAAUAUGUCAUCGUGCGAGGACCUCAAGCAGUCGAUAAUCGAUGACGCGGCUCAGGUCAUUGUGAACAAAGUUAUCAUACCGCAUUCUGGCUGGCAUCCCACCAACCCUGGAGAUACUUAUUGGUCUACCGUAUUCCGCAACGCGUCGGGCGCGCUGCGCAACGCGUCGAGUGCGGGCGAGUACGCGCGGCGCCGCCUGCGCUGCCUGGCGGGGCUGGCGGAGGCGUUACUGCACGCGGUGCGCACGGCGCUGCACGUCAACGCGAUCGGCACCAAGGUCGUCGAGAACUGCGUCUGCGUGCUACGGAACCUCUCCUACAGAUGUCAAGAAAUCGAAGACCCCCUGUACGACACUCGAGCACCUCCCACACAGUCGUCGGGACAAGCCAGGAUACAGGCCAGCGCUUCGAAAGUGUUGUGUUUUCCGCAAGGAGAAAACCUCGGCUGUUUCGGAGGAAGUAAAAAGAAAAAGGAAGGUUCUUCGUCGUCGAACUCGACCAGUCCACUCGGGAAGUCCGAGCCCGAACCGCAGCCCGUUGAGAACAACACCCAGCUCGGUUACUCCGUACCCAAAGGAACGGAGAUGCUCUGGUCUCCGGAGGUGGUCCCGCUGUACAUGGCGCUGCUGCAGACGUGCUCCAACCCGGAGACGCUGGAGGCGGCGGCCGGCGCGCUGCAGAACCUCGCCGCCUGCUACUGGCAGCCCUCCAUCGACAUACGCGCCGCCGUCAGGAAAGAAAAAGGGUUACCGAUCCUGGUGGAACUGUUACGUAUGGAGGUGGACCGCGUGGUGUGCGCCGUGGCCACGGCUCUACGUAACCUGGCCAUCGACCAACGCAACAAGGAGCUGAUCGGGAAGUACGCGAUGCGCGACCUCGUGCAGAAGCUGCCCAGCGGGAACCAGCAGCACGAUCAGGGUACUUCGGACGACACAAUAGCCGCCGUGCUGGCGACCCUCAACGAAGUGAUAAAGAAGAGCGGCGAGUUCUCGCGGUCGCUGCUGGAGGCGGGCGGCGUGGAGCGGCUCCUCAACCUCACCAAGCAGCGCCACCGGCACACGCCCAGGGUCCUCAAGUUCGCAGGUCAAGUGCUGAUGACGAUGUGGUCCCACGCGGAGCUGCGCGAGGUGUACCGCAAGCACGGCUGGCGCGAGGCCGACUUCCUGACGCCGGCGCGCGCCGCCCAGCAGAGGUCGUCCUCGGGCAGCAGCGCGGGUCCGGGGGCCGCGUCGGGUGCGCCGCACUCGCCCGGGCACGCCAACAGCACGCUCAGCCGGCCCAUGGCCUCGACCGGCGGCACCAGAUACGAGGACCGCACCAUCCGCAGGCAUCGCGAGAACGAUGACGUGCCGCCGAUGGAUGCGAACAACUACCAAGAGGGGAUGGGCAUGGGCAAUCCGAACGGCCGGCCAAUGAACCUGCAGGGCGUGCAGGCUCAGAUGCCAAUGCCGCCCAGCAGUCGCUAGCUACACCUAACGUCUGACGAUUCACAGCGAUGAUCAUAUCAGGGAAUCGAGAGAAUAUUUUUGUGUUUCAUUCAAAUUUUAUUGACAAGCUACUGACAGGAGGAAUCAAUAUAGAGAUGAUAAAGGUGUGUCCAAACAUAGAGCGGCAGGCGCACGGCAGUAACACUUUACUGGUGGUAGGACCUGUUGUUAGUCCUGUUGAGAUCUUAGAACUUAUAUGUCAAGGUGGGUGGCGAAUUUGCGUCGUAAAUGUUUAUGGGCUCCAGUAACCACUUAACACCAGGUGGGCUGUGAGCUCGUCCACCCAUCUAAGCAAUAAAAAAAAACGCGGCAUUUGCAGGACACGGCACAAGCGAAACACGCGGCGCUCUUCAUUUGAUAUCAAAACUAAAAUGAAAGCGGUUGCUUAUUAUUAUGAUAAUCCUUAUGGCGAGGAUCCCGUAACUCAUUGAAAGAGCCAUAUAUAUCAAUGAAGCGAACUGAUGUUUCAAUAUUUAUCUUUUUGUAUGUGUGUAUACACGUCCAGACACGAUCAACGACCAAUACACAAACCUACAAAAUAUGUUCGCGCGUGGCAGACGUCCGAUCUAUGUUCGUACACACCCUUAUGUGUUGUUGUGUUCCUAAUAUAGAAUAUUUAAAUUUUAUUGACAAGUCAAUUGACAACAGCAACAGUUAUCUGCCAGGAAAAGGGAAAAAUAAUUUUAAAUUCGAAAGCAAAUAUUGACUUUAAAUCGUCUUAUACAAUAUGAGUAGCACACUAGAACUACCGGUUGUAUUUGUUUUCACAUUAAAACACCACAUUAGAUAUUGCACGAUCUAAGAUUUUCCAAUAUAAUCAUCAAUAUGAAUCGUAACGAAUAUAAUAUAUUUAUUAGGCUUUGUGAGAAUUACAUCAUUAAACAAAUAAGUUUCACUAUAUAAUUUAAAGUAUUCUUACAAAGCCAAUAGUUGUAGUAUGACAUUAUCUGCACGAGUAUUUAUGUUAAGAAAAAAGAAGACAAAAGUAGCUCCUUCAGUGUUGAAAUUUAGAUGUGAAUUUAACGUUCAAGUGUACAGUUAUCAACAAAAUACGAAAAUGAAAAAAAUAUAAAAAUAAUACUGGAAUCAUCAAUUUCUGUUUUUGUUAUUAACAUAUUUAUACACUUUCAAUUUGUAAGAAGGUAUUGUUUUUAUUUUUUAAAUUAAAUUAAUAUUAUUUAAUUUCUAUUUCGGAUUAGUGUCGGUAACUGUACAUUUUUUUUUUAAAUGUAAACGUUUAUAGGCCUAAAUACCGAAAUGUAUUUCAUUUCAAUUCGGCCAUCAUUAAUAUAUUAAUUACGUUUUGUAUAUUAUCAUGUCAAUUCCCUUGUGUAUAUAGUUGUGCCAUCUUCUGUAUUAAUAUAAUAAUAAUAAUAAUACUAAUAAUAAUAAUAAUAAAGUUUUUUGUAGUUGUUGUGACGUAUCUAUGUCUAAAUAAGUAAAACGUCUUUUUUUUUAUCCAUAUAUAUUUUUUGCCACGGACGUACGGUUCAGUGUUCGUAAUGAAAAAGCUAAUAUUUGUAUUGGAAUUUGCGAAAUGUAUCGUGUUUUUUUUAUUAAAUUAACAAUGUAUACAUUCUAAUAAAUAAAUAUCGGUUGUAUAUAGAGAGGUGCUGACAAACGCAAUCCAUCAAAGAAAAUCGAUAAUAAUGAUAAAGAUCGAAAUUCACUCUUCUUCUGAACAGCAAACUGAAUAAUAUUAAUUUAUUGGGAAACAAACAAAGAAUGAAUUGAAACACUAUAUAAAUGUAAAUAAAUGAUUCCUUAAAUUAGAUCCGGCACAAGUACACUAUAUACAAUCGAUAUUGUAACGAUCAAAGAUUACAAUUGAAAUGCAUCAAGCACUGGUGAUGUAAAAAAAAAAAUACAUUAUAGAUAACCACGAUUUGAAUAUUGUAGCAUUGUCUAAUUUGUAUGCCGUAAACUAUUAUUUACAAAAAAAUAUCUAACGUGAAAAUUAUUUCUUGGAUCGUUCGAUAGAGGAAUGAUUUGCUGACGUUUCUAUCAGGUUGAAUGGGUAGUCAAAUGACCAGAAUAUUUGUGUCGGUCUUACGGCAUAGUUAAAGUUUAGAAUUCGAAGCUUAGUCCUGAAUUGAGUUUUUCUUUUCAAGCGUUUCAUAAGAAAUUAUUUGUAUUAAAACUUCACAUCAGCAAAGAUAAAUAAUGUAUUUGUAAAUUCAGAAAAAACACUCUCCAUUCUCAGUCCAUUCAACCCUAAAUAGUGAUUUAAUAUAAUAAAAUAUAAUUUUUGUAAUGUUUUAUAUCCAUUCCACGUCUUUUUACGGUUUAAUAUAUAAAAAUAGGUUCUAUUGUCCUUAUAAACUUAAUAAGAUAAGGAAUAUCCGUCUUAUAUAAUUAUAGCAUUAAGAUGCAUAAUCGUUUACCGCGUUUUUGUUCUUAUCAUGACAAUUUUCAAACGGAAGUUGCUUGAACGCAAUAUUCAUAAAAAAAAGUAUAAUUUAGUGGGUUGUACUCUAAAACACCAUAAUCGAUUUUAGUUCACAAUACUUUGGUAUCGAUCAAACGAUAUAUCGAUUCCGUAGAAUUUGAUAUGACACGAUACGAUAAAUCGUGAAAGAGAUAUGAUUUUUAUGUAUCGAGAUUUUUAUAUCGAUUGUUAUGAUUGGCCGGUUAUAUGGGCCCGAUAUGAUUUCGUUUUGAUGUUGUGAUUUAAUUGUAUAAUUAGGGUCAUUCAUCUUGUGAACGACGUCGUCCUAUCAUAGUACAAUGGCUGAUAGACUCUGACGUUACCCGUCACACAACGACCCAUCGUGAAGUGUUGAUAGAUUUUUAGAAAAUUAACAAACAAAUAACAACAGACAGUUAAAUAAAUUGUGAUAUUUUUUUUUGUUUUCUCUCAUAUAUAAUUAACAAUAGUUGUGAAUCCGUGAAAGACGGUAGCUUUAAAAGUCCAUAUUAUUAAUGUUUUUUUUUUUAAUGUUUCCCUCCGCAUAUGAUUUUAGUGGUAGUGUUUUAUUUAUUUGACACGUUUAUCUAGGUUAGUUUUAGGAGUAAGUCUCGGCGUGACCUUACAUGCACAAGAAUGCAUUUCAUAGAGUUGGAAAUGGGCUUACAUCGACUGAAUAAUCCUUGUACAAAUUACCCUCAAAACAGUGCAUUAUAAUGAUUUAAGUACGUGUAAGUUUUUUGUAUGAUAUUAUAAAGGUUUUGUACAAGAUCGCAACUUGCCGGACCCAGGUCGCUUCCAUGAAGCGAUCGAUUGAUUUUCGUUGUUGGCCGAAGCGUUUUAUAUGAAGACUUUUUGUAUUUAGAUUUAAGAUGAUUAUUUAAUCACUUCUUAUUUAUCAACUAGAUAAGUAUAUACAAAGUUAGGAAUUAUUAUAUUGUUUUUGUGUUGUCUCAUAAAUUUUAUGUAACCACUGUAGCAUAGGAUUUUUUGUAGCAUAUUUUUUUUUUUGUAUCAUUUUAUCGGAAACUUCCAUUUCAUACUAUAAAGAUCUCUAGUUCUUUCCAAAUUUUAUGUUUUUUUAGAUUAGUGAAUUGAAGUAGAUAUAUUGUAUUGUCUGUGGUUAACCAUAGACUAAGUUAAGGAGUCCUUGCACGAUAGGAAAGGUAAAGCAAAAAAAAACUUCUGUAAAAAAGACAUUUCAUUGCUCUGUUUCAUGUUGUAUGAGAAAAGUCAUUUUGAAGGGUUAGUGGUGUUUUGAUUCUAUUAAAAAUACGCAAUGAAAUUUCUGAGAACAGUUAGAGGAAACUAUUCAAAUAUAGGAGUGAGGGUAUGGUACAAAAUUGUUGCUAAAUUUUUUCAAAAAGAAUAGCGUAAUUAAAAAAAAAAUACAUUUUACAAGCGUUCUUACUAUUUAUAAAAUAAUUCAAUAAUGUUAUUCAAACAUAAGUACUCCUAACAGUAGAGAAUUGCCUGUAUUUUAGUUCAUGAAUAACGCGACGAUUAUUCCACAUUUAAUAUAUACACUCCUUGAUUAUAGACGCCUGAUAGAAAUUAGACUUUAUCGAAAUGUUACUUCACAAGACAUUGAAUCGAAUCUAGGCUUUUCGAGUUUCUUCAAUCAAUUAUCAUAUUUAAUUAGCCCACAUAAUCCGCUGUUGGAUCUUGCAGAUACAGCAUCCAGGGGCUUCCCCUUUAACAUCCCAUCAGCUCCUAUUAUGGUAAGCCUAACCACGCUCUGUUUUCCGGUACGGAAAUAUUUGCGGUUGCCGCUCCAGUCCUUUGUGGAUUCAGCAGCUAUUUAUUCUUUGAGCAAUGUGCCCUACCCGCGGCCAUUCCCUGCCAAACUCUCAUUCCUUCGGGCUAUGUCAGUUACCUCCGUUCUUCUGGGAAUCUCCUCAUUCCUGAACCGAUCGCGCAGACAAACUCCAAGUAUAGCCCUCUCUAUUGCUCCACGACUUUGAGCCUUCUAAUUAUCUGCGACCACGUCUCAGUGUCAUACGUCAUUACUAUUAUUACAGGCAUUUUCGAUCAAUAUUUGAUUUGAAUUAAAACCCGAAAUACAGAUUUUUUGUUUUAUUUUCAGCUAUUUUAGAAAAUGCCCUUGAUAGUAAAUCAUGUUAUUUACAUGAUUUUUUUGGAUUACAUAGUUAUAUAAUGUCGUCCGUUUGUUCACUUCACUGAAUAAUGAGUAAGAAUGAGCAAAUUUUUUGGAAACAACAUAAAGUCCGUUUCUCUAUUUCAAAUUGAAUUUUGUGGUGUUUUCAAAAAACAUUUAGAUUUUUACAAUCAUACUUUACUGGUAUUAUGGUAAUUUUCUAUUCUAUUCUUUAAUAAUAAUCUAUUAAAUAUCAGGCUAAUAUUAAAAUAUAGUGAAUUUAAUUAAGUACUACAGAGCUUGAAAAUGGAGAUAUGAAACUUUAGUAUGGCAAUUUCUCUACCGGUUAAUCUUAUGUAAUUAUUUUUUGAUUUUAUUUUUAUUUUAUUUUUUUUGCAGACAUUAAUUAGUAAGUUUAUCUAAAACUUUUGGAUGUCUUCAUGCAAUAAGAACGAAGUAAUAAACAAUUUUAACUUUGAAUAAUUCAGGCUUUUCCGACGUUGAAAUUGUAACAGAAAAUACUCUUUUAUUUAUGUUUCUUAAUAUAUUAGGUAAAUACUAUAUUUUAUACUGUGAAAUUAUUUAAACGGGAACAUUUUUAGUUUGUCGCUGCGACAAAACUAGUUUUAUAGUUUUAAAAAUCACUGUGUGUAGAUUAGAAUAUUAUUCCCUUAAUACAUGAAUAUGAUUAUAAUUAUUGAAAAAUAUUAUAUUAUUAUC